Molecule: messenger RNA, 1170 nt
Organism: Anopheles marshallii
Lineage: Eukaryota; Metazoa; Arthropoda; Insecta; Diptera; Culicidae
Product: odorant receptor 49b-like
Exons: 6
Coding region: 1-1170 (389 amino acids)
Biological process (GO): detection of chemical stimulus involved in sensory perception of smell; sensory perception of smell
Cellular component (GO): plasma membrane
Molecular function (GO): odorant binding; olfactory receptor activity
Source: RefSeq, a predicted model, not a curated record
AUGGCUUUACCGAAGCUGAGUGAUCCUUUCGCCGUAAUGCCACUUCUUUUGCGGCUGCAGCGCUUCGUUGGGCUGUGGGGCGAACGACGUUUCCGGUACAAAUUUCGGCUAGCAUUUUUAAGCUUCUGCCUACUUGUCGUAAUACCAAAGCUGGCGUUUGGUUAUCCGGAUCUGGAGACAACUGUACGUGGGACGGCUGAGCUGAUUUUCGAAUGGAAUGUACUUUUCGGCAUGCUGCUGUUUUCGCUGAAACUAGACAACUACGACGAUCUGGUGUAUCGUUAUAUGGACAUUGCAAAGAUAGUAUUCCGCAAGGAACUCCCUUCGGAAUUGGCCAACUAUCUUGUGCACAUCAAUCAACGCAUUGACAAGUUCUCAAAGAUCUACUGCUGCAGUCAUCUGUGUUUGGCCAUCUUCUACUGGGUUGCUCCUUCGUCAAGCACAUAUUUAGCCUAUCUGAGUCGUCCUAAUACUUCCAUCCCAGUAGAGCAUGUGCUGCAUCUGGAGGAAGAGCUGUACUGGUUCCAUACCCGCGUAUCACUGGUGGAUUAUUCCAUUUUCACGGCAAUUAUGCUGCCCACGAUCUUCAUGCUAGCAUAUUUCGGUGGAUUGAAACUUCUGACAAUCUUCAGCAAUGUCAAAUAUUGUUCGGCCAUGCUGAGACUGGUAGCGAUGAGAAUUCAACUUAUGGACCGGUUGGACGAGGUACAGGCUGAGAAGGAACUGAUCGAGAUCAUAGCGAUGCAUCAGAAGGCUUUAAAGUGUGUAGAACUGCUGGAAAUCAUAUUCCGAUGGGUGUUUUUGGGUCAGUUUGUACAGUGCGUUAUGAUCUGGUGCAGUUUGGUUCUGUACGUUGCCGUAACGGGACUCAGUACUAAAGCGGCCAAUGUAGGAGUGCUCUUUAUUUUACUAACGGUGGAAACAUUCGGAUUCUGUUACUUUGGAAGCGAUCUAACCUCGGAGAGCUUGAGCGUCGCACGUGCAGUGUACGAUUGCUACUGGUACGAAAGAUCGGUUUCAAUCCAACGCAAGUUGCGCAUGGUGUUACAGCGUGCCCAAAAGCCGGUUGGCAUAUCUGCUGGAAAGUUUUGUUUUGUCGACAUUGAACAGUUUGGGAAUAUGGCAAAAACGUCCUAUUCCUUUUAUAUCGUACUGAAAGAUCAAUUUUAA